GUGGCUGCUCCAAUACCCCAGUCGAGCAGCAUGGUGAUCAGGCAACAGCUACAGCGCUGCUCCCUAAGUGCAUGGGAAAGGGUAUGGGAUGCGGGAGCCCCCAGACACUGCCCUAUACCACAGGCACCAUCACAGCCCAGAACUUCUCCUGCUGGAAGAAAUGCAACUCCCUCAACUCUUUCCACUGCUCCUGGUCACCCCUUGGCCCUGCUGGCAACACCUCCUACUCCCUGAAUCUCUGCUGGCAGCACAAAGGGUGUAGCCAGUUUGAUGCACACAAGAUGACAAACUACAAACUGCCACAUCACAAGCUGUACAUCUUAAACAACGCUGUGGCCUGGGUGGAGGCAAGCUGGGAAGGCCACGUCCACAGGACCCCCAAUAUCACAUUUGUCUUCAACGAGGUCGAAAAGCCAGAUCCACCUCCUUCACGGGUGCCCUUCUCCAAGACUGACGGCCAGCUGAGGCUGCGGGUGCCACGGCCACAGUGCCCUCGCAUGGACCAGCCAGCAGAGCGGGAGGCUCGAUCCUGGAGGGCAGGAGACAGCGGCUGGACACAAUUUUCUCUACAGGUGGAAUGUAUGACCGUGAUGGUGAAAGAUGAAGAUGACUCAGUGAACUGUACCCUGAAGGGGAAUGGCACCUUUGUGGUCCAGCUACGGCAAAAGACCUGGAGCAGCUACUGGAGCGACUGGAGCAGCAACAUCUCUGUUCCCGAGGAAAUCCUGGAGAGCCCAGUGCUGAGCCACCAACUGGAAAAACUAGGCAGAGAUGGGCAGCGGGUGCUGAGGCUGAGCUGGCAGCCAGUCCUCAAGGGACAAAGGGAUGUCAACUACACACUGCACGCCCACAUGCCAGCGUGUGGCUGUGCUGAGCUGGACGAGGAGGAUGUUGUGGUGCUGGGGUGGGAGGUGAGGGAGCACAACCUCACCCUGUCUGGAGCUGAAUACGAAAUCCUGCUGAGGGCCGUCAACGCCGCUGGGCCAGGGCCGGCGUCACAGCUCCAUGUGCCGGCAGAGCAGCAUAGAGAUCUCAGCUUCAAGGAUGUCAGCGUGGCCGGUAGCACCGUGACGGCACAAUGGGAAGCACCAAUCCCGGGAGAGGCCUAUUGCUUCGAGCAGCAGGUCCUGGCAGAAGCCCCCCAACAGGGUGUCUGCAUCCAAGAGGAAUUCCCUGCCAAGAGCAUCCACGUGGAAAAAGGAGCACUGGGAGCGCCGGCGUGUCACCGCCUUGCUGUGCACGGCUGGGACCCGGAGCGGGGCUGGGCCACCUUCGCCCUGUGGCACCACUAUGCCAACAAUGGCUCGCUGGCCGUGCCCAUUGACAUCAGCAGCGGAGAUGCCGGCGUCGUCCUCCAGUGGAAACCGUCCCCCCACGCCGCCUGUCCUGGGGUGCUGGCCAAGUACCUCAUCUGCCACAUGGCCGAGAGGGACAAUGUGACCUACAGUGAAGCUGAUGCCACAGCAGUGAACUACACCCUCGAAAACCUCCAGCCCGGCACAGCCUACAGGGUGGGUGUUUGGGAAGUGACAAAGGACAGCGAGGGGACCUGCAGUGCUUGGAAGAAAUUCCAGACCAAGGCAUUAGGUCCUCAGGGAGCAGUGUGGAGAGCCAACCUGAAGUACCUGGGCAUCUCGCUCAGUGUCCCCGUCAUGGCUGCCAUCUACCACUUGACCAAAAAGAGGGCUCGCCACCUCCUCUUCCCACCUCUUCCCAAGCCCGUGGGCACCAAUGCCAUCCAGUUCUCUGCCAGCGAGAAGGGCCAGGGCCAGACCUGGAUACGCCUCCUGGAGCCCUCGGAGAGGUUCAACCCAGCUGAGCUGCUGCUGACGGAGCUGAAUCCCAGCAAGGAGACAACUGACACCACCACACAGACUGAUGUGCCACGUCCCAGCAUGCCACAGCCCAAUGUGUCACAGCCCAGCGUGCCACAGUCCAGUGUGCCACAGCCCAACGUGCCACAGCCGAGUCCUGUGACGGAAAAACCAGAGGAGGUGCUGGUGGUGUGUCCGCCAGGCUGUGAGGAGGAGAUGACCUUUGCCUACCGCAGGCAGGAAAUGCUGAGCCCAGUGGGAUUUCCACCGCCUGGCAGCACUAGUUGCACUGGGCACCCACUCGGCGAGGAGGAGGAGGAGGAAGAGGAGGGAAGGCAGGGGCUAUGCCAGCCGCUGAUCCCCAUUGCCCUGCUCAUCUCCAACAAAUCCAUCGUCAUCAGGGACCAGGAAGGAUGGAAUCCAUCGCCGGAGAAGUCGGUGCCAUAGCCAUCACCAGGCUGGAGCAGCAGGGAUGGACGGCAGGAACACGGUUGUCCAAUAGGGUGCUGAGUGUGUGGGAUGCUGGGUGCCCACCCCAUGGGAUCAUGGUCAAGCCAGCACUUUCAGGGGGGUUUCUGGUUUCCGGGACAAGGAAGGCGAUGUCUCUGGAUUCUGUGUUGCACCAUGUCAGGUUUUAGCCACACACUUCCCAGCCUCAAUUUUUCACCAGGAAUAAAAACCAAGGGAUGGUGGCUCCAGAGUCUGUCCAGGGCUGAGGGUAUUUCCUUGGCUGGAUCAGGAGGAGAGGCAGAACUUCAUCCCUGCCAGCUUCCACUGCUGGGACCAGCAUCCCCUCCAUGG
Chiroxiphia lanceolata (lance-tailed manakin) is the source of this 2615-nucleotide messenger RNA. RefSeq names its product interleukin 12 receptor subunit beta 1 (gene IL12RB1). The transcript has 14 exons. The record is from RefSeq and is a predicted model, not a curated record. Bases 72 to 2261 code for a protein of 729 amino acids. NCBI's taxonomy places the organism in Eukaryota, Metazoa, Chordata, Aves, Passeriformes, Pipridae. Gene Ontology annotation, molecular function: protein binding.